Messenger RNA from Lindgomyces ingoldianus, 1070 nucleotides. Its product is annotated as histone-fold-containing protein. NCBI's taxonomy places the organism in Eukaryota, Fungi, Ascomycota, Dothideomycetes, Pleosporales, Lindgomycetaceae. The transcript is spliced from 3 exons. Gene Ontology annotation, cellular component: CHRAC; epsilon DNA polymerase complex. Gene Ontology annotation, molecular function: chromatin DNA binding; protein heterodimerization activity. Bases 172 to 891 code for a protein of 239 amino acids. Gene Ontology annotation, biological process: DNA damage response; leading strand elongation; heterochromatin formation. The record is from RefSeq and is a predicted model, not a curated record.
UGCCAAGCCAGGUCGUGAUUGACGCGCUUUCACGCGUUCGCUUCAACCUUCAACCAUGGUGAUCACGACUUUCGCCUUUCUAAUGAGUUUGAACGACAACCAUUUUACUAACAUUGUCGCAUUCUCCACUCCCACCUGCAUACUACAGUAACGCCCUUCCGAGGACUCGCAAUGCCCCCAAGAAAGAGUAAUAUCUCCGCCGUGUCGCCAGAGGAGCCAGCAAAGGCUGCGUCCAAAGAAGACGGACUGAGUGUUGAAGAACUUAAUCUUCCAAAAUCAAUUGUGCAGCGACUUGCGAAGGGCGUCCUCCCACCGAACACACAGAUACAGAAAGAUGCGCUCCUGGCUAUGUCCAAGAGCGCAACCGUCUUUGUCAAUUAUCUUACACAUUAUGCAGCUGAGAACGCCGCGAGGAGUAAUAAGAAGACGGUCAUGCCCAAGGACGUAUUCGAUGCUAUGCAAGAGCUAGAGUUCGAGUCUUUUCUGCCUCGCCUUGAAGCCGAAGUCGCUAAAUUCACCUCCAUCCAGGCCGAUAAGCGCAACUCGUACCGCAAGAAAGUCCGGGAGGAGAAGAAAGCGCAGAAGGAUACCAGCGAGGGCAAGCCUCGAGCUGCGAAUGGACACGCCGCUGGCGUCGACGACUCACCACCCGCAAAGCGAGCCAGACGAUCGAGUGUGGAUAACGGGGAACACGCUUCUGGGUCGGAGGAGGAAGCAGAUGUGGACGAGACAGUCGAGGAGGAGCAGCAGGAGGAUGAGGAGGUAGAAGAAGAUGAAGAGGGUGAAGAGGAAGAAGAAGGUGCAGAAGAGCAGUUGACAGAAGACCCUAUCGAGGCGAGAGAGAGCGAGGCGUCGGACGAGGGCAUGGAAGAUGGUGAUGAAAGCGACUGAGUGACCGAGCGACACAAUACAGAGGCGCAUGACUGGACAACGUCUUUGAACUGCAUGGAACGGCGUUGGGUCAGGACUAAGGCCAAGGCUAUGAUAAAGGACUUUGGAAUCCAAGAAGGUCUCAACACCAAUCAUGAGGUUCAUCACCGGCAUGAUCAAUACGAUCAGUCUGAUCAAUA